Messenger RNA from Talpa occidentalis (Iberian mole), 7747 nucleotides. It is a transcript of the gene PCNX1, whose product is annotated as pecanex 1. The transcript is spliced from 36 exons. Lineage: Eukaryota; Metazoa; Chordata; Mammalia; Eulipotyphla; Talpidae. Gene Ontology annotation, cellular component: membrane. The coding region runs from base 456 to 7481 and encodes 2341 amino acids. The record is from RefSeq and is a predicted model, not a curated record.
GAGGAGGAGCCGGAGGGGGCGCGGCCUGCUCCCCGUCCCUCCCGGGCGCCGGGCCUGCUUCUCCGCCGGGCGCAGGGCUGGCGGCCGGCGGGGGUCGCGGCGGCGGGGCGCUGGCGGGCCGCGGGCGGCGGGGGCCGGGCCCGGGCCGCGGGCGCUAAAGACAAGAUGGCGGCGGCGCUGUGGCGGCCGGUCUCCUCCUCUUCGCGGCUGCCCUCCGCCCCGCCGCUCGCCGUCUCCUCCUCCUCGGUCUCCUCCUCCCGGCUCGCAGCCUCCUCCUCCUCCCCCCCUCCUCCUCCCGCCGCUGCAGCAGCCCUAGCGACCGCCCGAGCGCCGGCCCGCUCUCCCGGAGCUCGGCCGGGGGCUAGACCCGGCCGCGGCGGGCGCGGGCGAGCGAGGCCGCGCUGGGGCCCGGGCGGGGGCGCCGGCGGCGGCGUCGGCGGCGGCGCCGGGUGGGGAUGGGGUCGCAGACGCUGCAGAUCCUCCGGCAGGGGGUGUGGGCCGCGCUCAGCGGGGGCUGGUACUACGACCCGCACCAGGCCACCUUCGUGAACGCGCUGCACCUCUACCUGUGGCUCUUUCUGCUCGGCCUGCCCUUCACCCUCUACAUGGCUCUUCCUUCUUCCAUGAUUAUAGUAGCAGUUUAUUGUCCUGUGAUAGCUGCUGUUUUCAUUGUCCUGAAGAUGGUUAACUAUCGACUCCACAGAGCACUUGAUGCUGGAGAAGUUGUAGAUAGGAAUGCAAAUGACUUCACAGAUCAUCGAGCCAAAGCUGAACAAGGCAACUGUUCAACUAGGAGAAAAGACAGCAAUGGACCCAGUGAUCCUGGUGGAGGGAUUGAAAUGUCUGAGUUCAUUCGAGAGGCCACACCCCCAGUUGGUUGCAGUUCAAGAAAUUCUUAUGCCGGUCUAGAUCCAAAUAACCAGAUUGGAUCUGGUUCCUCUCGGCUUGGGACAGCGGCAACUAUCAAAGGAGAUACAGACACUGCUAAGACUUCUGAUGAUAUCAGUUUAAGUCUAGGCCAAAGCUCUAGUCUUUGUAAGGAAGGAAGUGAAGAACAAGAUCUGGCAACUGAUCGGAGGCUCUUCCGUCUGGUCUCCAAUGAUUCCUUCAUCUCCAUUCAGCCUUCCUUAUCCUCUUGUGGACAGGACUUACCAAAGGACUUAAGUGACAAAGUGAGCCUGCCAAGUCACAGCCACCACCACCACGUCGAUCAGUCUCUGUCCAGUGCCUGUGACACAGAAGUUGCUUCUCUUGUCCCUUUACAUUCACACUCAUACAGGAAGGAACACCGGCCGCGGGGUGUCCCACGGACUUCUAGCUCUGCUGUGGCUUUUCCAGACACUUCACUGAAUGACUUCCCUUUGUAUCAACAAAGACGUGGGUUAGAUCCAGUGAGUGAGUUAGAAUCUUCUAAGCCUCAUUCUGGAUCCAAGGAAUCCCUGGUGGAAAAUUCUUGUUUAUCUGGGGAAUUUCAGCUUGUUGGUGAGUUGAAAAGCAGUCAUUCUCAGCCACCUACAAAAAGUGGAAAGGGCAGACCUUUGAAAGCUGACAAAAGUAUGGACAGCUUGAGGAGCCUGAGCACCAGGAGUAGUGGGUCAACAGAGAGUUAUUGCAGUGGAACGGACCGUGACACUAACAGUACUGUUAGCAGCUAUAAAAGUGAACAGACCAGCUCAACACACAUAGAGAGCAUCUUGUCAGAGCAUGAGGAGUCUCCUAAAACAGGAAAGAAAAGUGAUAGGAAAAAGGAAUGCUGUGCUGACUCUGAGGACAAGAGUAGCUGUACCAGUGACAAACGGACUAGUAGUGAAAAGACUGCCUUGGAAGUGAGUACAAAUAGCGGGGUUCAGGAGGCCAAGGAUUCUAAUGCUUCUGAUGACGUGCAUAAUCAGAGAGGUCUCAGCACCUCUGCAUCUGAAGAAGUCAAUAAAAACCCCCAUGCAAAUGAAUUUAGUUCACAGGCGGACAGACCACUGGGGAAAACUGCUGAAAAGGAAGAAGAGCAGAGUGAUAAGUCAGCUGUUUCAGUGGAUUCAAUAAUUGGUAAAGAUGGUGAUAGAAAGCAAAAGGAAGGGGAUGUACGCCCUAAAUCCUCAAGCUUAAUCCACCGGACAACUUCUUCACAUAAGUCUGGGAGGAGACGGACAGGAAAAAAGCGGGCCAGCAGUUUUGACUCAAGUCGGCAUAAAGAUUAUGUUUCAUUUCGAGGUGUUUCUGGCACCAAGCCACAUAGUGCUAUAUUCUGUCAUGAUGAGGAUUCUAGUGACCAAAGUGACUUGAGCAGAGCAUCCAGUGUUCAGUCUGCUCACCAGUUCAGCAGCGAUAGCUCAUCUAGCACCACUUCUCAUUCGUGUCAGUCUCCUGAGGGCAGAUACAGUACUCUGAAGACCAAACAUGUCCCUAAAGAAAGGGGCCCUGACUCUGAAAACACACACAAAGCUCAUCUGGGUCCUGAAGGAACUGGCAAAAAGAGGACAACACGGCGGACUUCCAGCACAAAUAGUGCCAAGACUCGGGCACGAGUGUUGAGCUUGGACAGUGGCACAGUGGCAUGUUUGAAUGAUUCUAACAGGUUGAUGGCACCUGAAAAUAUAAAACCCUUAACCACUUCAAAAUCAGAUCUUGAGGCCAAAGAGGGAGAGGUGCUAGAUGAGCUAUCUUUAUUGGGACGGGCUUCCCAGUUAGAGACCGUCACUCGAUCUAGGAAUAGCUUGCCAAACCAGGUUGCAUUUCCUGAAGGUGAAGAGCAAGAUGCAGUCAGUGGAGCAGCACAGGCCAGCGAGGAGGCGGUGGCAUUUCGCCGUGAACGCAGCACAUUUAGGCGCCAGGCAGUGCGGCGCCGGCACAAUGCAGGGAGUAACCCUACCCCUCCUACAUUGCUCAUCGGAUCACCCCCAAGCCUUCAAGAUGGUCAGCAAGGCCAGCAGUCCACAGCCCAGGUCAAAGUCCAGUCCCGCCCCCCUUCCCAGACUGCAGUGCUCAGUUCUAGUGCCUCCUUGCUGGUGAGAAAUGGGAGUGUCCACUUAGAAGCACCACAUGACAAUGCAUCUGCUGUAGGAGGCAGCAGUUUGCACGAUGAACUUGGUAAGUUCUCUUCUACGCUUUAUGAGACUGGUGGCUGUGAUAUGUCACUUGUGAAUUUUGAACCAGCAGCAAGGAGAGCAUCCAAUAUCUGUGACACGGAUUCUCAUGUAUCCAGUUCUACCUCAGUUCGAUUUUAUCCACAUGAUGUGCUCUCUCUUCCACAGAUUCGAUUGAACAGACUAUUAACCAUCGAUACAGAUUUGUUGGAGCAGCAAGACAUUGAUCUAAGCCCUGACUUGGGCACUACUUAUGGUCCAACAGAAGAGGCUGCCCAAAAAGUUAAACACUAUUACCGCUUUUGGAUCCUGCCACAGCUGUGGAUUGGCAUUAACUUUGACAGACUCACACUUUUGGCUUUGUUUGAUAGAAAUCGUGAGAUCCUAGAAAAUGUGUUAGCUGUCAUCCUGGCUAUUCUUGUGGCUUUUUUGGGCUCUGUUCUUCUCAUUCAAGGCUUCUUCAGAGAUAUAUGGGUCUUCCAAUUCUGCCUGGUGAUAGCCAGCUGUCAAUAUUCACUACUUAAGAGUGUUCAACCAGAUUCUUCUUCUCCCAGACAUGGUCAUAAUCGUAUCAUUGCCUACAGUAGGCCAGUUUACUUCUGCUUAUGUUGUGGUCUUAUUUGGCUCUUGGAUUAUGGUAGCAGAAACCUUACUGCAACCAAAUUCAAAUUAUAUGGAAUAACUUUCACCAAUCCACUGGUGCUUAUAUCAGCCAGGGAUUUAGUUAUAGUGUUUACACUCUGUUUCCCAAUAGUAUUUUUCAUUGGUCUCCUGCCUCAGGUGAAUACAUUUGUGAUGUACCUCUGUGAACAAUUGGAUAUUCAUAUCUUUGGUGGUAAUGCCACUACAAGCCUGCUAGCAGCACUUUACAGCUUUAUCUGUAGCAUUGUGGCAGUGGCCUUGCUAUAUGGUUUGUGUUACGGCGCUUUAAAGGAUUCCUGGGAUGGCCAGCAUAUUCCAGUACUUUUCUCUAUUUUUUGUGGCUUGUUAGUGGCAAUAUCCUAUCAUCUCAGCAGACAAAGCAGUGAUCCAUCUGUACUUUUCUCUUUGGUGCAAUCCAAGAUUUUUCCAAAAUCAGAAGAUAAAAAUCCAGAAGACCCUUUGUCUGAAGUAAAAGAUCCACUGCCUGAAAAACUUAGAAAUUCUGUUAGUGAGCGUUUACAGUCUGACCUAGUAGUGUGCAUUGUAAUGGGUGUGCUGUAUUUUGCUAUUCAUGUAAGCACAGUGUUCACAGUAUUACAGCCUGCUCUCAAGUAUGUAUUGUAUGCACUGGUUGGCUCUGUGGGCUUUGUAACCCAUUACGUCCUGCCUCAAGUUAGAAAACAGCUACCAUGGCACUGCUUCUCUCACCCGCUACUGAAGACAGUAGAGUAUAAUCAAUAUGAAGUUCGAAAUGCAGCCACUAUGAUGUGGUUUGAGAAACUUCAUGUGUGGCUUCUUUUUGUGGAGAAGAAUAUCAUCUAUCCGUUGAUUGUUCUCAAUGAACUUAGUAGCAGUGCAGAGACUAUUGCUAGCCCCAAAAAACUGGAUAUAGAAUUAGGUGCUUUAAUGAUCACCAUUGCUGGUCUGAAGUUGCUACGAUCCUCUUUUAGCAGCCCCACCUACCAGUACGUUACAGUCAUCUUUACUGUGCUCUUUUUCAAAAUUGACUAUGAAGCUUUCUCAGAGACUAUGCUUUUGGAUCUCUUCUUCAUGUCCAUACUCUUCAACAAGCUUUGGGAGCUCCUUUAUAAAUUACAAUUUGUGUACACCUACAUUGCCCCAUGGCAGAUUACCUGGGGUUCUGCUUUUCAUGCUUUUGCUCAACCCUUUGCAGUGCCUCAUUCAGCCAUGCUGUUUGUUCAGGCUGCUGUAUCAGCCUUCUUUUCUACUCCCCUAAAUCCCUUUCUGGGAAGUGCAAUAUUCAUCACUUCAUAUGUUCGGCCUGUGAAAUUCUGGGAAAGAGACUAUAACACAAAACGAGUGGAUCAUUCAAAUACCAGGUUGGCUUCCCAGCUUGAUAGAAAUCCAGGAUCAGAUGACAACAAUCUGAAUUCCAUCUUUUAUGAACAUUUAACCAGAUCCCUACAACACAGUCUCUGUGGUGAUUUGCUCCUUGGACGGUGGGGAAACUACAGCACAGGGGACUGUUUCAUUCUUGCCUCAGACUACCUCAACGCACUUGUACACCUUAUAGAGAUAGGCAAUGGACUGGUCACUUUCCAGCUGCGAGGACUAGAAUUCAGAGGUACUUAUUGUCAACAACGGGAAGUAGAGGCCAUUACUGAAGGUGUUGAAGAAGAUGAAGGAUUUUGCUGUUGUGAACCUGGCCAUAUUCCUCAUGUGCUUUCAUUUAAUGCUGCAUUUAGCCAGCGCUGGCUAGCUUGGGAAGUGAUAGUAACUAAGUAUAUCCUGGAGGGUUAUAGUAUCACUGACAAUAGUGCUGCUUCUAUGCUUCAAGUCUUUGAUCUCCGGAAAGUGCUCACUACUUACUAUGUUAAGGGUAUCAUUUAUUAUGUUACAACCUCUUCUAAGUUAGAGGAGUGGCUCGCUAAUGAGACAAUGCAGGAAGGACUGCGUCUAUGUGCGGAUCGAAAUUAUGUUGAUGUAGACCCAACAUUUAAUCCAAACAUUGAUGAAGACUAUGACCAUCGGCUAGCAGGCAUAUCCAGGGAGAGUUUCUGUGUGAUUUACCUCAAUUGGAUAGAAUAUUGUUCUUCCCGAAGAGCAAAGCCACUGGACGUGGACAAAGAUUCAUCCCUGGUGACUCUUUGUUAUGGACUCUGUGUUCUGGGACGGAGAGCUUUGGGCACUGCAUCUCAUCAUAUGUCCAGUAAUUUAGAGUCAUUCCUCUAUGGAUUGCAUGCCCUGUUUAAGGGAGAUUUCCGUAUUUCUUCAAUUCGAGAUGAAUGGAUAUUUGCUGACAUGGAAUUGCUAAGAAAAGUAGUAGUCCCUGGAAUCCGUAUGUCCAUUAAACUUCAUCAGGAUCAUUUCACUUCUCCGGAUGAGUAUGAUGACCCUACUGUGCUCUAUGAAGCCAUUGUAUCUCAUGAAAAAAACCUAGUAAUAGCCCACGAAGGGGACCCUGCAUGGCGGAGUGCGGUCCUUGCCAACUCACCCUCCUUGCUUGCUUUGCGGCACGUCAUGGAUGAUGGCACCAAUGAAUACAAAAUCAUCAUGCUCAACAGACGCUACCUUAGCUUCAGGGUCAUUAAGGUGAAUAAGGAAUGUGUUCGAGGCCUUUGGGCAGGACAACAGCAGGAACUUGUUUUUUUACGUAACCGUAACCCAGAGAGAGGGAGCAUCCAAAAUGCAAAGCAAGCCCUGAGAAACAUGAUAAACUCAUCUUGUGAUCAACCCAUCGGCUACCCAAUCUUUGUCUCACCUCUGACAACUUCUUAUUCUGAUAGCCACGAGCAGCUUAAAGAAAUUCUUGGGGGACCUAUCAGCUUGGGAAAUAUCAGAAACUUCAUAGUGUCAACCUGGCACAGGUUAAGGAAAGGUUGUGGAGCUGGAUGUAACAGUGGUGGCAAUAUUGAAGAUUCUGAUACUGGAGGUGGAAAUUCCUGCACCAGUAACAAUGCAACAACUGCCAAUGAUCCUCAUAGCAAUAUGUCCCAAGGAAGCACUGGAAAUCCAGGCCAGGGAUCAGGAACAGGACUCCAUCCACCAGUCACAUCUUACCCUCCAACACUAGGCACGAGCCACAGCUCUCAUUCUGUACAGUCAAGCCUGGUCAGACAGUCCCCUGCUCGGGCCUCAGUGGCCAGCCAGUCUUCUUACUGCUACAGCAGCCGGCAUUCGUCUCUCCGGAUGUCCACCACAGGAUUUGUGCCUUGUCGGCGUUCUUCCACCAGUCAGAUAUCACUUCGAAACUUACCGUCAUCCAUCCAGUCCCGCCUCUCUAUGGUGAACCAGUUGGAACCCUCCAGUCAGAAUGGCAUGGCCUGCGUACAGCAUGGCCUUCCUUCUUCCAGCAGCUCCAGCCAAAGCAUCCCUGCCUGCAAGCAUCACACUCUUGUGGGCUUUCUUGGAACAGAGGGAGGUCAGAGCAGUGCCAUUGAUGCACCACCAGGCAAUACCUUAAGUCCUGCCAGUAAUUCACAUGCCAAAAAGGGGGAAGUCAUUUACAGAGUUCAAAUUGUAGAUCCCAGUCAAAUUUUGGAUGCGAUCAACCUAUCAAAAAGGAAAGAGCUGCAGUGGCCUGAUGAGGGAAUUCGGUUAAAAGCUGGAAGAAACAGCUGGAAAGACUGGAGUCCUCAGGAGGGCAUGGAAGGCCAUGUGAUUCACCGAUGGGUGCCUUGCAGCCGAGAUCCAGGUACUAGAUCCCACAUCGACAAGACAGUGCUUCUGGUCCAGAUUGAUGAUAAAUAUGUGACUGUCAUUGAAACUGGGGUACUAGAACUUGGGGCUGAAGUGUGAGCCGGUGUUUUAUAGCUACAUUUCUUUUCCCUCUCAAUUCUAAAACACUGGAAAGAGAGGAGAAAACAGAGAUGCCUGCAGGUAUCACUUUGAUCCUAGAUGGGAGAGACUUGAACAUAGAGUGGGCUUGGUCAAGCACCUCUCCUGUGCCCUUCACCCUGACCCCUGUCACUGUCUCCAUCCUGAAAUAAAGCUGAAAUAUUUUUUUAAGUUAGCUGCAGAGAAAACAUUUUGCAUGAAGGAUAAAAAUUAAGUUCUCUUAAAAU